CUCCAGCUCAUCGCCAGUGCUGGCCAGUGCUGUGCGCUGCCCAUGAGUCACUCCUCUCCCACCCACUGCCGCUGCCGGCCACCCUACAUAAACCCCGGCACUCCCCUCGUUCUUGCCACGCCACGCCACACCCCUCCCCUGCCUCCCUCACUUCAAAUCAAUUCAGCGCCAGUGAGCAGUAAGGCCAAGGCAGCAUCCAGCAAUAGCAGCUACCACUGCCCCUUGUCUUCCUCCUCCCGGCAUCCUCCCUUGUCUUCCUCCUAGCAACUGGCAUCAUGAGGACCCAAAGAAGCCUCCUUGCCUUCCUCCUCUUGAUUUCCUUUGCAUUGCUCGCCGUCUCCUAUGCGCAGGAGCGCAAGAACUAUGUAGUGCAUCUCGUGCCGAGAGAGGAGGGCAGCACCGACUCGGUAGAGGAGUGGCACCGGUCGUUCUUGCCGGAGGCCACGCUGGACUCGGCGGGCGACGACGGCCCAAGAAUCAUAUACUCGUACAGCCACGUGUUGCCGGGGUUUGCCGCGCGGCUCACCGAGGAGGAGGCCGAGAGGCUGAGGAACCGGGAGGGGUGCUUGAGGCUGUACCCCGAGGAGUUCUUGCCACUGGCGACCACCCACUCGCCGGGAUUCCUCGGCCUCCACCUCGGCAAGGACGGCUUCUGGAGCCGUUCCGGGUUCGGCCGGGGUGUGGUGAUUGGGCUAUUGGACACCGGCAUCAUGCCCAGUCACCCGUCCUUCGGCGACGCCGGGUUGCCGCCGCCGCCGAAGAAAUGGAAGGGGACCUGCGAGUUCAAGGCGAUCGCCGGAGGCGGUUGCAACAACAAGGUCAUCGGCGCGCGCGCGUUCGGGAGCGCGGCGAUUAACAGCACGGCGCCGCCUGUGGAUGACGCGGGGCACGGCACCCACACGGCAAGCACGGCGGCGGGCAACUUCGUCGAGAACGCCGACGUGCGCGGCAACGCGCACGGCACGGCGUCCGGGAUGGCGCCGCAUGCGCACCUGGCCAUAUACAAGGUGUGCGCCCGAAGCCGGUGCUCCAUCAUGGACAUCGUCGCGGGGCUGGACGCCGCCGUCAAGGACGGCGUGGACGUGCUCUCCUUCUCCAUCAGCGCGACCGAUGGCGCGCAGUUCAACUACGACCUCAUCGCCAUCGCCACCUUCAAGGCCAUGGAGCACGGCAUCUUCGUCAGCGCCGCGGCCGGCAAUGGAGGCCCCACCGCCGGCACUAUCACCAACGGCGCGCCCUGGAUGCUGACGGUCGCGGCUGGCACCAUGGACCGCGAGAUACGCACAACCGUAAGGCUCGGCAACGGACAGGAAUUCGACGGCGAGUCGCUGUACCAGCCCCGGAACAACACCGCCGGGCGCCAGCUCCCGCUCGUAUUCCCGGGCCAUAACGGCGACCCGGAUGCCCGCGACUGCAGUUCGCUGGUCGAGGCCGAGGUGAGUGGCAAGGUGGUGCUCUGCGAGAGCCGCUCGAUCACCGAGCACGUCGAGCAGGGCCAGACUGUGUCCGCGUACGGCGGCGCCGGCAUGAUCCUCAUGAACAAGGCGGCGGAGGGGUACACCACUUUCGCCGACGCGCACGUGCUGCCCGCGUCGCACGUGAGCUACGCUGCGGGGUCAAAGAUCGCGUCCUACAUCAAAUCCACGGCCAAGCCCACGGCGACCAUCACCUGCCGGGGGACGGUGAUGGGCUCGUCCCCGGCGCCGUCCGUCGCGUUCUUCUCGUCGCGCGGGCCCAACAAGGCCAGCCCAGGCAUUUUGAAGCCGGACAUCACCGGUCCCGGCAUGAACAUUCUCGCCGCGUGGGCGCCCAACGAGUUGCAUCCCGAGUUCGCGGACGACGUGAGACUCCCCUUCUUCAUGGAGUCCGGCACGUCGAUGUCGACGCCGCACCUGAGCGGGAUCGCCGCCAUCAUCAAGAGCCUCCACCCAACCUGGUCCCCCGCGGCGAUCAAGUCGGCGAUCAUGACGUCGGCGAACACCGCGGACCACGCCGGCGUGCCGAUCAAGGACGAGCAGUACCGCCGGGCGAGCUUCUACGCCAUGGGAGCCGGCUACGUGAACCCCUCCCGCGCCGUGGACCCAGGGCUGGUCUACGACCUCAACACCAACGACUACAUCGCCUACCUCUGCGGGCUGGGGAUCGGGGACGACGGCGUGACGGAGAUAGUCCAUCGCAACGUCUCCUGCGCCAAGCUCAAGCGCAUCACGGAAGCAGAGCUCAACUAUCCGUCACUCGUGGUCAAGCUGCUGUCCCAGCCAAUCACCGUUCACCGCACCGUGACCAACGUCGGGACGGCGAACUCGGUGUACACGGCCGUGGUGGAAAUGCCCAAUAAGGAGGUGUCAGUCAUCGUGCGGCCGCCGAUGCUGCACUUCUCCAAGGUCAACGAGAUGCAGAGCUUCACUGUGACGGUGCGAUGGAACGGCCAGCCGGCCGUCGCCGGCGCCGAGGGGAACCUGAAGUGGGUCUCCAACGAGCACGUCGUGAGGAGCCCAAUCGUGAUACCACCGGCGAUGGCCGUCGCGUAGCUUGUCUGCUUAAUUUGAUCGUGUCGGAUGCUAUUAGUAGUAAGUAGGAACUCAUCACUGGCCCGUGUACGUACCGUGAAGAAGUAGGCGAUUGCUGUAUAGGCUACCGAUCAUCGUUUAGCACCUCGAUCUGUAACGCAGCAAGCUCAGCUGCAAUGGUGCUCGUGUAAAUAACGGAAAUAAUGGCUUCAAAAUGUCUCUGUUACACUUGCGCUU
Molecule: messenger RNA, 2747 nt
Organism: Phragmites australis (common reed)
Lineage: Eukaryota; Viridiplantae; Streptophyta; Magnoliopsida; Poales; Poaceae
Product: subtilisin-like protease 4
Exons: 1
Coding region: 276-2531 (751 amino acids)
Biological process (GO): proteolysis
Molecular function (GO): serine-type endopeptidase activity
Source: RefSeq, a predicted model, not a curated record